This is a messenger RNA of Rangifer tarandus platyrhynchus (Svalbard reindeer), 342 nucleotides long. The record is from the annotation of a GenBank genome assembly. NCBI's taxonomy places the organism in Eukaryota, Metazoa, Chordata, Mammalia, Artiodactyla, Cervidae.
AUGGAAGACUACCAGGCCGCCGAGGAGACUGCUUUUGUUGUUGAUGAAGUGAGCAACAUCGUAAAAGAGGCCAUAGAGAGUGCCAUCGGGGGCAACGCCUAUCAGCACAGCAAAGUCAAUCAGUGGACCACAAACGUAGUGGAACAGACCUUAAGCCAACUCACCAAGCUGGGGAAACCAUUUAAGUACAUCGUGACCUGUGUGAUCAUGCAGAAGAACGGCGCGGGCCUGCACACGGCAAGCUCCUGCUUCUGGGACAGCUCCACCGACGGGAGCUGCACCGUGCGAUGGGAGAACAAGACCAUGUACUGCAUUGUCAGCGCCUUCGGACUGUCUAUCUGA